This is a messenger RNA of Mya arenaria, 847 nucleotides long. RefSeq lists its product as uncharacterized. Lineage: Eukaryota; Metazoa; Mollusca; Bivalvia; Myida; Myidae. The coding region runs from base 14 to 847 and encodes 277 amino acids. The transcript is spliced from 6 exons. The record is from RefSeq and is a predicted model, not a curated record.
GGGAAGUCCAUACAUGAUACGACUCACUGUCACCGGCGGAGGCUUUGUCACCACUGUUGCAGAGUUCGUUCGCACUGUCAAUUUUCUUCCAUAUGGUGGAUUAUGUUCACUUGGCACUACAAACGCAGUAGUUGUCUCUGCCCGUGAUUGGCUAAUUCUCACGUGCGAGAAUUGGCAGGGAAACGACGAAAGAAAGACUAAAGGAACAGACAAUAAUCCACUUUUAAACUUCGUCGUGAGGCAGACAACAGUAGGAUCUCUGGUUCCAACUGAGCCUAUUUUAAGCACAAGUGCCACCCGAUCACAUGUAAUACUGAAAGUUGGAGCACCGCCAACCUUUGGAACGACCCUUACCGUGGAAGUCACCGACCUUCAUAACAACUUUGCCGUUGUCGAAAUAGCUGUUACAGCAAAUCCAGUAUUCAACUAUUCUGCUGUUACUCCAAACACUGCUGGCGCGGAUCUGAUCAAGGCCUACACGGAAGUAAAGUACCCCUUUGACGAAGCGCAACUCCUGAAUAUGGGCAAGAGUGACCUGAUUAUCUCCCUUAUAUCGGCUGUCUGCAGCAAUCUGCACUUAGUUGAGGGUAGGCUGCCAGCGAGCGGACCAGGCUCAGCGUUGACGGCACGACAGGGUAGGCUGCCAGCGAGCGGACCGGGCUCAGCGUUGACGGCACGGCAGGGUAGGCUGCCAGCGAGCGGACCAGGCUCAGCGUUGACGGCACGGCAGGGUAGGCUGCCAGCGAGCGGACCAGGCUCAGCGUUGACGGCACGGCAGGGUAGGCUGCCAGCGAGCGGACCAGGCUCAGCGUUGACGGCACGGCAGGAGAAAGCUCGUCACAACUGA